Molecule: messenger RNA, 375 nt
Organism: Ramularia collo-cygni
Lineage: Eukaryota; Fungi; Ascomycota; Dothideomycetes; Mycosphaerellales; Mycosphaerellaceae
Exons: 1
Coding region: 1-375 (124 amino acids)
Source: RefSeq, a predicted model, not a curated record
AUGCCGCAGAGUGUCGCUGAGGAUUACUGGACAUCACCGAUUGCUGCCGAGAUUGGGAUGCCGCAGAGGGUCGCUGAGGAUUGUUGGACACCAUCGAUUGCUGCCGAGAUUGGGAUGCCGCAAAGUGUCGCUGAGGAUUAUUUUGCAUCGAUUGCUGCUGAGAUUGAGGGUGUGGGUAAGAAGACCCAGUUUGGAGAGCCAUCAAUGGUUGCUGCUGAGCUUGAGAUUCCGCGCAGGGCUGCCCAGAAUCAGAGCAGAUCAAUAAUGACCGCUGAUAUUGUCGUGCCGUGGAAGGGUGACCAGAUUGGUGUAAAGCCGGUAGGCCAGGCUGUUGGGAGGGAUGUUGGCCAGGCUGUUGAUUGGGCUGUUGGUUGA